Molecule: messenger RNA, 1052 nt
Organism: Blepharisma stoltei
Lineage: Eukaryota; Ciliophora; Heterotrichea; Heterotrichida; Blepharismidae
Source: the annotation of a GenBank genome assembly
AUGAUAACAGAAUCAAUAGAUCUCCCACUUCCAGAAAAACGCCCAAGACCUUCAAAUGACUUCUAUGAAAGCAUGAUUUGCCUUAUCUGCUCAGAUUUCUUCAAGCCCCCUAUAGUGCAGUGCAGCAAAGGGCAUAGCUAUUGCCAAAGUUGUGUUCAGCGAAUGAGCGAGUCACAAAGUCCUUGCAAGUCUUGUGCAGUCUGUCGAUCCCCAAUCUCAAGUGAGGUUAGAAAUUAUCCUCAUUUAUUUUUCAAAGCCUAUUAUUUUACUAUAUAAAUUUUCUAUCUUAUAUAAUUUAAGCAUUCGUCGAUUUUUAUUAUAAAAAUAAUGAAUUUAUGUAUUAUAUAGUUUAGAGCAGCUUCUUGAUAAAUUUACAAUCCAAUGCAACUGGUCUUCAAGAGGCUGCACCAAACAAGUUACUCUAUCUGAACGAUUUGAGCAUGAAAAAACUUGUGAGUACAGGCCGCAAGUGUUUUGCUAUUACAAAGAGCUUCAAAAAUGCUUAUGAAGAGGAGACCCUGGCCUUAUAGCAGACCACUUAACAAAUUGCCAUGAAGUCCAAGAGCUUACUAGAGGAUCCCUCUUUAGGUAUCUAUGAAAUCCUCCCUCUGAAAGCAUAUGAAGAUAUAGCCCAAUUUUCAUUAUCUUAAUAAAAUUACUAAAAAAUAGCCCCCUAUAUUAAAUUCAACAAAAAGAGCAUAGAAUUUCGCAUUUUAAAACAAGCUGUAAGCUUAGACUCUGAGCCUUUUACCUUUAUUCUUGAGCAUUACUAUUCCUCGGAAGAAAAAAUCCUAUGUUUCCUAGUCAGAUCGCCAAACCCAGAUGUGAGGAAAAAAUAUCGCUUAUCAAUAUUGAAUAGAAAUAAUGAUAACAAUAGGAUAACUUUUGAAAGCUUUACUGUGAGUUAUGAAGAAGUAGGGCAUAUAAAAGACUUUUUAAAAGAAGAUUUAUCAAAAAUGUUGUUAAUCCCUUUUAAACAAAUACAAAAUUUUUGCUUUCUUUGUGAAGAAGACAGGGCUUUAUACUUUUCAUUACACAUUCAUUUCAUUUAA